UUGUCCAUAGAGACAAACCAGCAGCUUCCCUCAUCGAUCAUCUUCUCACUAGCCAUGGAGGUUGCCAUGUCUGCGGUUACAGGUGAACUUGUGAGCCGGUUGAUCUCCUUCCUGAUGAACAAGUACCACUCCUCCAGCCAUGCACAAUCAGAGGAGAAGAAGAUGGUGGAGAGGUUGCAGAGCCUCCUAAUGAGAGUCAGCACCGUCAUUGAGGAGGCAGACAGGCAAUACAUAACCAACACUGGGAUGAUGAUGCAGCUCAAGAUGUUCUCAGAGGCUAUGUACAGAGGAUACCGCGUGCUGGACAUCUUGAUGUACCAAACCCUCCAACAUAUUGGCUUCGACGAGGUUAGCAACGACUCCCCUAGCAGCUUGUAUUUAGCCAUUCCCCUCAAGCGCUCUCGGAAAACAACAUGCAAGCAUGAUGAGAAGGCGAUGCACCUCGGCGCCUUAGAAAGCUUAGAAAUUGUUGUGGCUAACAUGGCAGAGUUUGUUGUGCUACUGUGUGGAUGCGAGCGCAUGUCUCGUAGGCCUUAUGACAUAUAUCUCUACACCGACAACUUCAUGUUCAGCCGACACGCUGAGAAGCAAUGGCUCUUGAGCUUCUUGUUGCAGCACAACGACCCUCCCGGUGAUUGUGCACCGGCUGUCCUUCCGAUAAUUGGUGGCGCUGCAGUUGGGAAGAAGACUUUGGUUGCUCAUGCGUGUGGCGACGAAAGGGUUCGCACACGCUUUCCCUCUGUUUUGCACUUGAAUGGAGACAACUUUAUGAGGGUUGACCAGGGAAGGACCAUGUUAGGGAUGAUGUUGAUAAUUAUUGAGUUUUCUUCUGAUAUAACUGAUGAUGAUUGGAAAAGGUUUCACUCAUUUUCCAUGAGGAUGAGCAGAGGAAGCAAGAUCAUAAUCGUAGGUAGACUUACAAGAUUAGCCCGAUUUGGGUCAGUGAAACCAAUUUUCCUAAGUGCUCUAUCUUACGAUGAGCUGAGGUACCUUUUCAAGACAUUGGCAUUCGGAAGCAUAGAUCCGGCGGAACAUCCACGGCUACUACAAAUAGUUGAUGAAUUUACGGAGGUGUUGCACAAUACGCAAGGUUCACUCGUCUCAGCAAAUACGUUCGCGUAUGUGUUGAGAAGAAACCUUAAUGUUCAGUUUUGGCGUUGCAUAUUGAACAUGAGAAUAAAAAUGGUUAACAGAAACCUCGCCAAAUAUGGUGUGGACCCAACCCUUCUUAUAGAUCAAGGCCAUCCAGUGGACAUAACGGACUAUGUUUUGCAUCCACUAAGCAUGACACGCUAUAAAACUAAUGUUUCAAUCAACAAGGAAACGCCAAUUGUGAAAUUUGGGGAACUUGUAGCAGAUCCUAGCAUUAGACCAAAACAAGACUUCAUUCUAGUUUCAUGGGAAUCAAGGAUGCCUCCCCACAAUUCAUUUUCUUGUUUUGUCACAAGUCACACUGAGGAUAGCCAUGACAGCAGUGCCUUGCCAGGGAGGAAGCGACGAGGAGUGUUAAUCUAA
Messenger RNA from Lolium rigidum, 1515 nucleotides. RefSeq lists its product as uncharacterized. Bases 55 to 1515 code for a protein of 486 amino acids. The transcript has a single exon. The record is from RefSeq and is a predicted model, not a curated record. NCBI's taxonomy places the organism in Eukaryota, Viridiplantae, Streptophyta, Magnoliopsida, Poales, Poaceae.